AACUAUAAGGUGGGCAUAAGAGGAGAGUGAAAGUGAAAGUGAAAGAUGCAGGGUGAGGAUGAUGAACCUCUGACCCCAGCGGGGAGGUUGUUCCUACAACCAGAGAUGAACCAAAUAAUCCACUGUGUCAUAGGGUUGAAGAAACCAAUCGAUGUUGAUUCAGUAAAAACCCAAAUCCAAAACUCAGUUAUGCUCCAACAUCCAAGGUUCACUAGCCUCAUGGUUCGUGACCAUCGAGGUGUUGAACACUGGCGUCCAAUCAAAAUUGACCUCGACCGCCACAUCUUUAUCAUCAACAACGAAUCAGUCUCCGAGGAUAAGGAUGAUGAAUCAGCAAUCAGUGAGUAUAUGUCUGAUUUAUGCACAGAAUCAAAACUGAGCAUGGAUAAGCCACUUUGGGAGAUGCAUAUUCUGAGAGCACACAAGUGUAUUAUAUUUAGAAUUCAUCAUUCACUUGGAGAUGGAAUAUCACUCAUGUCGAUGCUCCUUGCUGGUUGUAGGAAGUUGCAAGAUCCAAACUCUCUUCCAACCAUAUCUCUUCCAAAUAACAACAACAAAUCUCAAAGAAGAAAUUUAUGGAGUAUCCUGAUUGCUCUGUAUUUUUCAUUUAUAUAUGUCAUCCAAUUCAUUCUGAGGGUUCUAUGGAUUCGUGACCGUAAAACCGCUAUAACAGGCGGAGAAGGGGUUGACCUUUGGCCCAGGAAGAUAGCAACUGCUACUUUUUCAUUGGAACACAUGAAGACUGUCAAGAACGCUGUUCCUAACGCGACCAUAAACGACGUUCUAUUUGCAGUUAUAUCAUCUGGAAUAUCAAGAUACCUGGACUUCAGAGAACCUAAUGGGCUGCAAGAUGGUGUUCAGCUAACAGGAUUAGCUAUGGUCAACUUGAGGAAGCAGCCAGGAUUGCAGAAUGAGCAUUACUUGCAUCAGGAACUGUCCAAUUUGAUGAAAAGCAAUUCAGGGGCAAAAUGGGGCAACAAAUUUGGUUUGUUCCUACUGCCUAUAUAUUAUCAUAGAAGCAACAGUUCAGAUCCUUUAGAAUAUUUGAAGAGAGCUAAAGUAAUGAUUGACAGAAAGAAACGAUCUUUGGAAGCCCAUUUGUCAUACAAAAUUGGAGAUUUAGUAAUGUCAACUCUUGGUCCAAAGUUUGCUAGCUUGCUAAAUUAUCGAAUACUCUGCAACACUACCUUUACAAUCUCAAAUGUGGUUGGCCCUCAAGAGGAGAUUAUGAUUGGAGGCAAUCCUAUAACGUUCUUAAGGGCAAAUAAUUCUGCCUUGCCUCAUGCACUUGUUUUGAAUAUGGUGAGUUAUGCUGGAAAGGCCGACAUGCAAGUGCAGGUGGCUAAAGACAUCAUUCCUGAUCCUGAAUUUCUUGCCAAGUGCUUUGAAGAUGCAUUACUUGAAAUGAAGGAGCAGGUUACAACCAAAAUCUGACAUUAAUUUGGAAAAUUGUAUUCAUUGGAUGUGGGGCAACAAAUUUAACAUUGCAAUGACUAUUAAUUGAUGAAUUAGUGGUGGUAAUAAAUUUGUCAAAAAGUUGAAUUAGUUUUUCCAAAGGUAUUUUAAAUAGGAGUACAUCUUGUAAAUCAUUAAUGUAUGUUGAAUUUUGAAAAAUGUCGAGUAUUAAAGGAUAAAGGAAAAUAUAAUCAAGUGAUG
Medicago truncatula (barrel medic) is the source of this 1656-nucleotide messenger RNA. RefSeq names its product O-acyltransferase WSD1. Lineage: Eukaryota; Viridiplantae; Streptophyta; Magnoliopsida; Fabales; Fabaceae. The transcript has 6 exons. Gene Ontology annotation, molecular function: diacylglycerol O-acyltransferase activity. Gene Ontology annotation, cellular component: plasma membrane. Gene Ontology annotation, biological process: triglyceride biosynthetic process. The record is from RefSeq and is a predicted model, not a curated record. The coding region runs from base 46 to 1434 and encodes 462 amino acids.